UUCAAGUGGCGCAGUGUCCCGUCUGGAGACAGAGAGGGCGAAGUUUCUCUCUGCAUAGCAGCCUGAGCGCUGCUACCGGAAUCCAACAUAACAAUGGCGACUCCCAGGCCUGACAGCAACUCCACAAGCUCCAGCAACAACAGCAACAUUGGAGGAUCCAUGUCGCACCAUUUUCACCAGCAGACACACAGCAGCAGCAUGCAAGAAACCAACACCUGCUGGAGAUGUCAAAAUGAAACAGGGUUUCAGAUAAGCCUGUCUGGAGUGUCCCAAAGUAAACGUAAAGCUCUGAAGCUGAAUUUCGCCAACCCUCCAGUGAAACCAGCCUCCAGGCUCCCGCUCCAUCCAACGGCUCCCUCCUUCCAGAACCCUCACAUAGAGCGCCUGCGGACACACAGCAUCGAGUCGUCGGGGAAGCUGAAGAUCUCUCCGGAGCAGCAUUGUGACUUUACGGCAGAGGAUCUGAGAGACCUCGGGGAGAUUGGUCGCGGGGCGUAUGGCUCCGUCAACAAGAUGGUUCACAAACCCACCGGCCAGAUCAUGGCUGUCAAGAGGAUUCGCUCCACUGUGGAUGAGAAGGAGCAGAAGCAGCUGCUGAUGGAUCUAGACGUGGUGAUGAGGAGUAGUGACUGUCCCUACAUUGUUCAGUUCUACGGCGCUCUCUUCAGAGAGGGGGACUGUUGGAUUUGUAUGGAACUUAUGGCUACCUCAUUAGACAAAUUCUACAAAUAUGUAUACUGUGCAUUAGAUGACGUCAUUCCAGAGGAUAUAUUAGGCAAAAUAACAUUAGCGACUGUUAAAGCACUGAACCACUUAAAAGAAAACUUGAAAAUAAUUCACAGAGACAUCAAACCUUCCAACAUUCUAAUGGACCGAAUGGGUAAUAUCAAGCUGUGUGAUUUUGGCAUCAGCGGUCAGCUGGUGGACUCCAUAGCCAAGACCAGAGACGCAGGCUGCAGGCCUUACAUGGCGCCUGAAAGGAUAGACCCCAGUGCUUCCAGACAAGGCUAUGAUGUCCGGUCUGAUGUGUGGAGUUUGGGUAUCACCCUGUACGAGCUGGCCACAGGACGGUUCCCCUACCCCAAGUGGAACAGUGUUUUUGAUCAGCUGACACAGGUGGUGAAAGGUGAACCUCCCCACCUCAGCAACUCAGAGGAGAGGCAGUUCUCCCCCAUGUUCAUCAACUUUGUUAACCUAUGCCUUACGAAGGACGAAUCAAAACGGCCAAAGUACAAGGAGCUUCUGAAACGUCCCUUCAUUCUGAUGUAUGAAGAGCAUUUCGUGGACGUCGCCAGUUACGUAUGUCGCAUCCUGGAUCAGUUCCCCACCUCUCCCAUCUCUCCUAUGUACGUGGACUGAUGGAGUCAGGCUGGGGGGGGGGGGGAGGCUUACCCACCAUGCAGUGGGUGGGACACUUAGCUUUGUGAUGCAAUGCUUGACAUCAAAGACUUACUGUAUGUAGGAUCACCUGUUCAUUCACAUGUUCCAAAGAACAAAGGAACUAAUUCCACAUUGCCCGGUGCAAUAAGAUGAUAAAUGUAAGCAAACCUCCACCUCCCAACAAGUCAAUGUCAAACAUGCACUAUAUACACAGUCUACCAAAUAGAAUGUAGAACAGGGACACUCAUGAAAUUAGCCACCAAUUGGAUUGUACAACGUGGACUGUAUGUAUGCAUAUGUGUGUUUACUUCUGAACUGUUGACCUGUACAGAUGUAUGCUGAUCGACCUGCAGUCCAAACACACACACACACAGUUUGGUGUGGGCACCUUCUCUCAUGGUAAAUGAAUAAGUAUGCAAUAGUGUUUCUCUCUGGAGAGCUCAUGGAUUCGGUAGUGUGGCUUUACUUCUGUCUGAUUUUUCAAUAUGCAAUCUGUGAGUGUGUCCUGACACAUGAUCACAUCUGAUGGCCACAGUUUGUACCUUUCAUGCGUUAUCAUCACGUUUCAGUCAGAGAGCUCAGCGUCAAAGAGAAAUCCCUAAACCCAGAAGAUCAUUCAACACAACUUCUCACAGUUCUGAAGUUUUUUGUAGAAUUGCUUAAACUCUGUUCUCUGUCUCUUGCUCUCUCUCCAAGCUGUCAUCCAAUAAAGCAGGAAUGCUGAACAUUUUUUUUAACCCUCUUCUGUCCAUCUGGAUCAACUAUAUAUUAUUUUAUAUAUAAUCAAAAUAAAUAAAUCAUGAUAUCUGGUUUUUCAGAGGUGGUUUCUCUUUCACAUUAACGGUUGUUUAGCUCUGUCACUCAAACAUAAUAAGAUGCUGAAACUGGGGCUAGUUCAUUGCGUCAUGUCCUGAUGUAGAGUUGCUUGAGGACAUCCUGUCCACUGAUGUUGAUGUGUAUGUAUAUGGUGCAUUCUAAUCUGCUGUUCCUGGCACGUUCUGCUUGACAGUUGAGGCUCGUUCAAAUCAGACAGUAAGGAGGUCUGGGUGCAGAAUGAAAGUGUGUCUGUAUGUUUCAGUUUGACAGUGAGUCCUAAUGCUCCUCAGCAGCCUGCCUUAGCACUGUACAGUUAAACUACUCAUCCACACUGAUCACAGAUCCACCAUGCUGCCAUAUAGAGGCAGACAGUAGUGACUACAUUUUUAAAAGUCCUGGCACGUGUGUCCUGUCGAGAACAAUGACACCUUUAGAUGCUGCUAAAUGACAAAAUGUCCACUUCUGUACGCACCACACAACUGACAGGAGAGGAGGAAGAUCUCUCCUCUCCUGUCUCUUUGACCCUUCAGGUCACCCUGGACUCAGCAUGUCUCUGGCUUGCACUGAUAAUAGAAUGUUUCCCACGCCAAACAUAUUUCACAAAGGAUGCAUCUCCGUAGCCCAGAAUGCGUUCCCUCACCGGUUUUUCUCCACCGGGGCUGAUCUACUACAGUUUACCGUACCAGGACAGAUGGAGGGGAAGCCGCAUCUAGAGACUAUGGAGAUCCCCGCAGAGAGCCACGUCUACCAGGAGAGUGGAAGUUAGAGUUGGCUACAUAACCAAACUGUUUGUAUGGAUGGUGGCCCUUCAAAACUGGGACACUGUAGAGACUUGUAAUGUAAUGAAUUACUUUAACGGAUAAGGAUGGCAAUAUUUAUGUUUUCUUCUUUGUCGACAAAUCCCAUAAAUGUAUGAUUGAAUAUUGCCAGACUUUUCUUUUAACCUAGCAAAUACUAAAAAUGUAAAGUAAUUCUAUGCAACAUCAGCCAGGCAAGAGGUAGACCGUGACUUGAUGAUGGUGAGAUGGAUGUAUUACUAUUAUUGUUACUCGUCAAGUUUCAUGUGAAACAAUACAUGUUUUGAUCAACAUUACUAUGUUUGGCUCUUUACCCACCUUAUUACAUUUAGCUUCACUACAUUAAAGGAAUUGUCUUACUUAAAGAGCAAUUUUAGCGUAGUACUUUCAUAAAGUUAGGAGUCUAGCGAGAGACUGAUUUUAAAAAAGGGUCAAAAUUGAUGCAGCAAAGGCUGAUGUGUCCUAAUUUUUGGUCAUUCAUGUGGAUCAAGCUUCAAAACGAAUAAUCCUGAUGACAGGCUAUUUUCUCAGACAUGACAAAGUGCCUGUUUUCAGAGGCUGGCUCGUGCUAGUAUGAUUCUAAACUGAUGAGUUUCCCGUGACAUUUUAAAAGAGAAUUCUACGCCAUAGGCCGCUACAGAUGUCAGCCAUGUUGGAAGAUGGCCACCAUCAUGGAGAUGUGUUGGGGAGUCUGGGGUCAUUUGUUAAAAAACAAAAACAGACUUGUUGAAUACUUGAGGCUUAUUCAGGCGGUAAACCAUUACAGCCAACCUGGUGGAGGUGCAGUGUAGACCAGAUGUGUUUCUCUCUGUAGAUGAAAUGGAGGAUUCUGUCGGCUCUAUUCUCUGCUGUUCUAUCUGUAAUGUGAAAUGGUGCGAUAACCCACAGGUCCAUUUCACAUGACAGAUGGAGCCGUUACUGCAAACAGAGUCCAGAUCUGUUGUUUAUUAUGGGAUACAUCUCCAGGAAGCUAACGUACCACUGGUGAAUAUGAAUCUCCAGGGUACAUGUUGUGUAAACUGCAAUUUACUAGAAUGUUCAUAUUAGAUUAUAUGAUAUUAAGGGAAAUGAAUAUUAUAUUGUAUCUUUAUCGAGGGUUACAAACAAACUUCCCAUGGAAAAUAUUGAAAACCUGUAUUGUGUGCUUCUUGUGAAUUAGACAUGAAUAAAAGAGGAAAUGCAGAAAUGAUUUUGCUGUGAUAGGUUUAUUGCUCUUCUUUCUGUAGUAUACAGGGAUGCAGGCAAAUACUGUUUUUCAUUUUAUAAUAGUAAAGCAAGUCGGUGGCCAAGCAACAUGGAAGCUUCUGUCUGAUGUGAUUUUGUUUCCUGAUUAGGGAAAAUGAUGAAAUGAACCCCACCAGGUAAAAAAGCCCUGUAAAUAUUCUUAUAACGGAAGACAUGAAGUGAAAAAUAUCAGCUUUGUCAUAUAUUCAAGAUGGGCAUUCAUUGCCUACAUGUAACCAUAGAAACCCUUUAACAAGUGCAACACUUCAUAAGUAACAGGAAAAAAAACAGAUUUGGUCAAACAGAACACGCAGUGAGACCCACGUCUACAGGCAACAGAAAUGUGUUGGAAAUGUAUAAGUUUGACAUUUGGGAUGUAUAUUUAUUUGCUUUCUUCACAAUAGUUAGACGAGACUCAACGCCUUCCUUUAAAGUUUUUACAUAUCGCAGGAAAGGACAUUUACAGACCAAAAGUACAAACCUUUGAGAUCUUGUGAGUGAAACUACUGUGUGUAUAAGCUGUCUCUGCUACACGGUUAUGCUGUGUUAAUAUGCAGUGUUCACAGUAAGGAUCUGAAUAUUAUAUUGUAUCUUUAUCGAGGGUUACAAACAAACUUCCCAUGGAAAAUAUUGAAAACCUGUAUUGUGUGCUUCUUGUGAAUUAGACAUGAAUAAAAGAGGAAAUGCAGAAAUGA
Molecule: messenger RNA, 4912 nt
Organism: Anarrhichthys ocellatus (wolf-eel)
Lineage: Eukaryota; Metazoa; Chordata; Actinopteri; Perciformes; Anarhichadidae
Gene: map2k4b
Product: mitogen-activated protein kinase kinase 4b
Exons: 13
Coding region: 94-1359 (421 amino acids)
Biological process (GO): protein phosphorylation; MAPK cascade
Molecular function (GO): JUN kinase kinase activity; ATP binding
Source: RefSeq, a predicted model, not a curated record